AAAGCUUUCCAAAUUUAUUCUUAUUCUAUGAAAACAAUGCAAUCCCGUCCCGUUUGAUCCACCAGCCGAUGCUCUUAACCGCAUAAAGACCUACGUCACUCGGGUGUGUCAAAACAUGGUUAGAAGAACCAGUAAGAAGCCUGUUUUAUCAUUUUUAUUGAUUACCAGUUGUUUGCUGAUUUUCUCACACGUUGCUUUAGUAUUCGGAUAUGAGACUACAUAUGAAUUUGGAGAUGACUGCUCAUAUUUCACGAAAGAUAUAGGUGAGAAUGAUAAAGUAUUCCUUGAGUACAAUGGACAAACGGUUGAUUCUUAUUGUGAUUACUUCAAAUUCAGAGGAAGCGGAUAUAUCUUAGACGAGUAUUCAGUCUGUGUGACUCCUCUUUUUUUCAAUGACUAUGACUGUGCAAUCGAAAUAAACAUCAAAACCUCCAUAAUUGGUGUCACAAAACACAAAAUAAGAUGCAGUGAAAACACAAUCGCUCAGUAUUGUGGGCCGCAAGAUGAAACUCUCUAUAUAGAGUUCAAGAACCGAAAUGACGGUGACACAUAUGGAGCGAAGUUUAAGCUGAAGAUCACAGCGAAAAAGGAAUAUGAUUACAACGAGUCUCAUGAAUAUGUUGUUGGUGCCAUAGUUGGAGGUGUCAUUGGCGGCUUCGUUCUUAUCGUUGUGUGCAUUGCUAUAGUUUGCUGGUGUGUGUGUAGACGGAAAUCAUCUCAAGGGAGAGUACUCAAUCCAACACAAGGAUUUUCGGCUACGGCAAACCCGUAUGUGGUCUAUGGUACCCAGACACAACAGAAUAUGAUGGCGACGCCCUCUAGUAUUUCCUCUCCAGGUGUUUAUCCAAUGACAUCAUACCCACCACCACAAGGAGCAGCAUAUCCACAGACAAAUGAUAACAAUCUGUCACAUCCACCUCCAAGCUAUGACGCUUUGAUGGCAUCGUCAACCUCACACGUUUAUGACACAGUCUAAGACUCGUCCAAAAAAAUCUAACAAAUGAAGACUCUAUAUGCAAAAAACGUUCGAAUAUGUUUAUUGACAUCUUUUAUCGUGGUUGAUGAGACAGGGGUGCUUUUUAAAUAUUUAAACAAGAUUUUUCCCCUUUUUUAUUCCAGACUUGCAUUCAGUCUUGAUCUUCCUUAAAACCUUAUUUAAAUUUAACCUUAAUUUAGCUUUAAUUUUCUUUUAAAAUAUCAUGAAAAGAGAUGAACGAUCUUAAGUGACCUUUAAAGGUUAUAUUCCAGCAAAGAUGAUCUUUGUUUUACCACCUUCCAGUUGAAACUAUUUCAUUGUAAAAUUCAAAAUUUUGAUUUUGGGCAUUCAUUUAAAACUCUCUUUCUUAUUAAUAUGUAACUAUUAAACCUUCAGAUAGGAGAACGAAAUUGAAAAUACAUUGUCCUUACACUCUAUAUAUUCAUUUAGAAAAGUUUCUAGUGACAUUUUACGCCUAGAGUUUUUAGAAUUUAAACCAGAGUUAAGGUAAAAAUUGACAUGUUUCUAAUUUAAAAAUGACAUCAUGAUGCUUAUUGUGACGUCAUAUCUAUAAGAGGAAUUUUUACUAUUCAAUGAUUAAAUUUGAUCAUCGCUCCUAGUAAGACUAAUAAAGUCUUAAUGGUUUUAUAAACUUAUUGUUAGAUACGAUGACACUCCAGAAAAAUCGCAGGUUUAAUAAGGCAAGUCUUAGCAAUCGAUAGAGCAAAAAAGUAUGUCCGCCUAAGUGAUAAAAAGAAGAGCUUUUAGUAAUAAUAUCUAUUUAUGUUCCUUUUUUUAAUAUAUGUCAAUGUAUCAUAUUUAGAGUGCAUGUUUUUUCUUCUUGUCUGCAUUUAAAAUCUGCAGCGUUCAAUUUCCUAAGAAUUAACUUACCUAUUCAUGCGCCAUGAGUACAAAUAUAAACCUGAAGAAUAAACCAUAAAGAUGAAACUCAACAUAAUGUACAGAUAAAUACAAAUGUAUGCAAACAUUAUUUGUAAUCUUUACUGGGUUUCCAGAUUUUUUUUUAUAAAAUCUAAACCAACAUUUUGUUAUUUAAACCUUACUGUGGGGAAAACUAGAAUAAAGUGGCUAUUUUCCACGGUGGGAAAGAUUACUUUAAUAAACAGCAGGUUUUAGGGGAAAAAGCAACGAUUGGGGGAAAAACUGCUCUACAACACCGGUCAAUGAUUUUUUACAAAAUGGUGACCAGUUUCUUGCGAGCUAACAUAACAAUCAAUGACUGUUCGUCUAUAUAGGGUUACAUGUAUGUAGUGAACGUUUACCAGAUAAUAUUCAUGUAUAAAUAAAUUAAAAACUGUAUUCUCUACUCUCUCGUUUGUAGUUUGUCUUCUUUGGGUCAAGUUUAAUGUUGUAUUGUUUCUUACAAUAAAAAAUAUGGAGGUACCUUUUGAUAAAACUGUGUAUCCCAAAAAUAUAGACAUUAUAACUUUUAUGUUGUUAGAAUAUAAUUUAUUCAAUCAUUAACCAAUUUAAGAAAACUUAUUGAAAAGACAGAUGACAAUUUGCUUUGUGUAUUUAAUACUUGAAUUCGAUAUUUUUGUUAUUCUCAUUAAAGCAAUGACUUUUUUUAUAUAAGCGGCACUAUUGUCUAAACAAU
This is a messenger RNA of Magallana angulata, 2594 nucleotides long. RefSeq lists its product as uncharacterized. The record is from RefSeq and is a predicted model, not a curated record. NCBI's taxonomy places the organism in Eukaryota, Metazoa, Mollusca, Bivalvia, Ostreida, Ostreidae. Bases 116 to 976 code for a protein of 286 amino acids. The transcript has 6 exons.